CUUUGUCGUUGACACGGAAGUCCGCCACGUACCCAGCUUUCCUCAGGAGUGCGUGAAUGAUGAAUGAGGCAAGAUGGCAGCGAAACCCGUUGCAAACUUACCUCUAUUUGAUUGUCCAUCAUGGGCAGGGAAACCUCCCCCGGGGUUGCAUCUGGACGUUGUGAAAGGGGACAAGCUAGUGGAGAAGCUGAUUAUCGAUGAGAAGAAGUACUACCUGUUUGGGAGGAACCCGGACAUGUGCGACUUCAUCAUCGACCACCAGUCCUGCUCACGUGUGCACGCGGCCCUGGUCUACCACAAACACCUGAAGAGACUAUUCCUCAUCGACCUCAACAGCACCCACGGCACCUUCCUGGGUCACAUCCGGCUGGAGGCCCAUAAGCCCCAGCAGGUGCCCAUCGACUCCACCGUGUCGUUCGGGGCGUCGACCCGCGCCUACACCAUCAGAGAGAAGCCCCAAUCACAGCCCAGCUCUGCUCCCGGGGAGGCCGGGGAGGACGAGGAGCUGAAGGGCCUGCUGGGGCUCCCAGAGGAGGAGACGGAACUGGAGAACCUGACGGAGUUUAACACGGCCCACAACAAGCGCAUCUCCACCCUCACCAUCGAGGAGGGCACCCUGGACCUGCAGCGGCCCAAACGCAAGAGGAGGAACUCCAGAGUCACCUUCAACGAGGACAACGAGAUCAUCAACCCAGAGGACGUUGAUCCCUCUGUGGGGCGGUUCAGGAACAUGAUUCAGACAGCAGUCGUCCCCAUGAAGAAGAAGAAGCUGGAGGGCCCGAACGCGCUGGGCCUGGAGGACUCCGCGGGGCGGAGACUGCAGAGCUUCCCGUUCAGCGGCGGCCUCUACGGCGACCUCCCGCCCAGCAGCCACGACGCCCAGCACCUGGGGGGCCCGGGCGGGGCCGGCGCCAUGCUGGCCCUCCCCUUCCCAAACCCCGCCCCCGACGUGGACCUAUCGCCGACCACCGCCCAGCCGCCCGUCACCCUCAAGCCCGCCCCCGCCGCUUUCGUCUCCGAGGCGACGCUCAACGAGCCCCGCAAGAAGAAAUACGCCAAGGAGGCGUGGCCUGGGAAGAAGCCCACCCCCUCCCUGCUCAUCUAGCCCCGCCCCUCUGCUCAUCUAGC
This is a messenger RNA of Conger conger (European conger), 1128 nucleotides long. RefSeq names its product protein phosphatase 1, regulatory subunit 8b (gene ppp1r8b). Gene Ontology annotation, cellular component: nuclear speck. Gene Ontology annotation, molecular function: protein serine/threonine phosphatase inhibitor activity; mRNA binding; protein binding. The coding region runs from base 74 to 1105 and encodes 343 amino acids. The transcript is spliced from 7 exons. The record is from RefSeq and is a predicted model, not a curated record. NCBI's taxonomy places the organism in Eukaryota, Metazoa, Chordata, Actinopteri, Anguilliformes, Congridae.